CGCAAACACAGUCCUGGUAUCGACGUACCGUCGCUGCCUGCCGCCGCCGCCGCCGCCGCAGCCGUCGCGCUACAUAUUGUUGUUGUUGUUGUUAUUAUUGUCAUUACCAUCGUCGUCGUUGUUAUUUUUGUCGUGGUCGCCGCCACCGACGCUGUUGUCAUUCGAGUGUCGUGCGUCUGAUUUUUUCGUAUAACAAGUUUAUUUUGUUUCUCAUCCGACCAUCGCAGUGUUGUGCGUACUACAUCUCCGGCCGCAUUCUACCCUCGCGCGACCGUUCAGUGGCCCGCGUCUCCGUGGAGUUCGCUUGUGUGUUCGUUUGUGUGUGUGUGUGUUUGUUUGUGUGUACGUACAUGUGUUCACGUGCGUCCGCGAUCUAGUGCUCGUCAUUUCGUCCCCGGGGGACACUGGAAGAAUAUAACAACAAAAGUUCCCGUCCGGUUUCGAUUUGGUCCGCGAAAUAUUGAUUCACGUCAUAAUAAUAAUUAUAUUGCCUGUAAUAGAUAUAUACAAAUUUCAGUACCCGCGCUAUAUCACAGUUUGAUUAAUAUACCUGAAUAUUAUAACCAAAUUAAUUAAUAAUACCUACCACAGGUCAGAUAAAAAUAUAUCUUCGACGAGUGUGACCGCCGCCUGUACCGCUGCAAUAUACCUGCCUACGCAAAUCCAGGACGAUUAAAGUUCUCGAUAAAAUCUAUCGUCACGAUAAAUUUGUUCUACAUAUAUUUAUAUAUAUAUAUAUAUAUAGGUAGAGACGCGUAUAUUCUAUAGAGGGAGGCAUAAUAUUAUAAAAUUACAUUUGACCGAUCGUCGUGUAGUGUGCGUGGGCGUAGGUUCGCGUGUGUUGAUUGCAAACUUACCACGGUCGUUUGUUGAUCGUCCAGCCAUCGAAUAUGAGCAUCGCUGCUUUAUUACAAGCCGCCGAGUACCUGGAAAGGCGCGAAAGAGGUAAGUUUACCGCGUCGCCACCGUACCCCCCGCCACCGUUUGCCGACACCGCAGUCGCGACCGACGGAGCCGUUGCCGCCACCGCCGCCGCCGUCACCGACCGCGUAAACACCGUCGUAUUUUUUGCAGAAGCGGAACACGGAUAUGCUUCGCCGAUGCCGAUCACGAUCGAUCUCAAAGGGUCUUCGAAGAGGCCAAAGACGAAGAAGUCGCAGGGAAGUCGAACAACUCAUAAUGAACUGGAGAAAAACAGGAGAGCUCAUCUCAGGAACUGUUUGGAAAAACUGAAAGAAAUGGUUCCGCUGGGUCACGAAUCGUCCCGGCAUACAACUUUGGGCUUGCUGACUAAAGCCAAGCGGUUCAUAAAGAAUUUGGAAUCGCAGGAGAAAAAACACAUGAUGCACAAGGACACCCUGAGCCGAGAGCAUAGAUAUCUGCGGCGGAGACUAGACCAGUUGACCACCACAUUAAAUGUGAACAAACGCCGAUCUGUUUCCGAAUCCAGUAGCUAUACGACCGCAUCUGGUGCAUCGACAUCGUCGUCCGCAUGCAGCACGUCUUCGUCGCCAUCUAUAUCUGAAUCCGACGAAGUGGACGUGACCGGAUGGGUGAGCGACACGGGCAGCGUACAAUCUGGGUCCAGCGACAGCGGCGUUGCACUCUCUACUUGCCGCAUCACAUUAUCCGAAAUGGUCUUUUAGACAAAUAAAUAUGAUGACCAAGACACGAGGAAGACGACGACGAAUACGACGGCGAGGAUGAAGAAAAAAAAAUAAUAUAUUAAUGAAAAAAAAACUAUAAUUAAAAAAAAAAAUGUAUGAAAUAAUAUUUUAAUUUAUAAAACAUAUUUAUAUGUAUAUACACGUUAAAAUUGUAUACAUGAUAUACGUAUAUAUAUAUAUGUGUGUGUGUGUGUGUGCGUUUGUGUAUGUGUGUAUAUAUAUAUAUAUAUUAAUACAUAUUAUUUGUGAAACGUGUGGUGUAUCAACACCUCGAGAAAAGGCGCUUUUGACCGGAGGUUACUUAACCACCAACGGACGCGAUACGAUUACACGCUGACCGAUUGGACGACUACUAUAAUACAACAAUUACAUUUUUUUUAUUAUUAUUAUUUUAUUCAAUCAUUAUCUCUCUUUCCCAAUCAUUAUUAAUUCCUUCGUGCGUGUAACUCACGCGAGCCGCCGAUUUCCGCGAAAAAAAUUUAAAUAAAAAUAUUAUUUACUACUCAGCUCUAGUCACCAAAUAAUAUUAUAUUAUACAAUUUUUUUUUUUUUAAUUAUUAUUAUUAUUAUUAUUUUAUUAUUAUUAUUAUUUAUACAUUGGUGAUUGGCCAGAACUCUCGUGGGAUAGGUGCAGAUGAUGGAAAUGAAUGAUAAUACAAAUUAUAAACGUAAACAAUAUAAUAUUAUUAUAUAUUAUAUGAAUUUACAUAUAUAUAUAUAUAUAUAUACGUAUAACAACACACAUAUACAACAACUUUUAACCCUUACGCAAUUUUAUCAGUAUCUCAUUAUUCGUAAUUAUUGUAUUAUUUCUUUCUUACUAUUAGUAUAAUAUAAAAUAUUAUAUUUACAAUAUAGACGUACAAUUUUUUUUCUGUUAUUACAAUAAUGAUUUGCGGUAUAAUAUUAAUGUUUUAUUAUUAUGUAUAAUUAUUAAAUUAUUUUAAUAUUUACGUAGAAUAUUGUUUGUAAACGGUCGACGGCCAUACGCACCGUCUAAAUAUAUAUAUAUAUAUAUAUAAUAUAUACUCACGUAUAAUUAUAUUUCUCAUCGAACCAAAAAAUAAACAGUCUCUCAAUUU
Molecule: messenger RNA, 2749 nt
Organism: Rhopalosiphum maidis (corn leaf aphid)
Lineage: Eukaryota; Metazoa; Arthropoda; Insecta; Hemiptera; Aphididae
Product: max dimerization protein 1-like
Exons: 6
Coding region: 891-1646 (251 amino acids)
Biological process (GO): regulation of transcription by RNA polymerase II
Molecular function (GO): DNA-binding transcription factor activity, RNA polymerase II-specific; RNA polymerase II cis-regulatory region sequence-specific DNA binding; protein dimerization activity
Source: RefSeq, a predicted model, not a curated record